AUGUCACGAUACGAGAAUUAUCACGAGGAUAAGGAGUGUAUUAUCUACUCCUUCGGCGUCCGUGACGAGUCUAAUUUCGAGCAAGAGAUGCUGAGCCGGAACAAUUGUGUUGUUUAUGCACAUGACUUCUAUGUUAUCGAUUUUGGGAAGCAGCUUGAGCCUAGCAGUAAUUUGUACGAGAUUCUUCGGAUGGGUAUUGAGUUUGCCGAGUCCCAGGCGCUGGAUGGCAUGCACCGUGACUUUUCAUCUGCCGCGGGCAAGGAGCAGCCCAUCGGCCAACUAAUUGUUGAACUACACUUGUAUACUAGUAACGGCAUCACCUCGAAAGUUUUCCUUGACUGGUGGGGGCGUCUCGAAGCACGCGGACUGCGUCCGGCUUGGACUGAGCCCAACCUACUCGCUGUCACCUUGUCUGCGCUCAACAAGAACCCAAUGAUGGCCGAAUACACCAAGGUCAAUAUUCACAACAGCAGGAACGACUAA
Colletotrichum spaethianum is the source of this 483-nucleotide messenger RNA. RefSeq lists its product as uncharacterized. The transcript is spliced from 3 exons. Lineage: Eukaryota; Fungi; Ascomycota; Sordariomycetes; Glomerellales; Glomerellaceae. Bases 1 to 483 code for a protein of 160 amino acids. The record is from RefSeq and is a predicted model, not a curated record.